This is a messenger RNA of Mus musculus (house mouse), 3295 nucleotides long. It is a transcript of the gene Sparcl1, whose product is annotated as SPARC-like 1. Bases 902 to 2854 code for a protein of 650 amino acids. Lineage: Eukaryota; Metazoa; Chordata; Mammalia; Rodentia; Muridae. The transcript has 12 exons. Gene Ontology annotation, biological process: signal transduction. Gene Ontology annotation, molecular function: calcium ion binding. The record is from RefSeq and is marked validated. Gene Ontology annotation, cellular component: extracellular region; extracellular matrix.
AUUUUCCAGAGCUGCUUACGAGUAGGACGGUUAAAGCAGCCGGAACGGUUCUCUGUUAACGUUCAGACUGCGGUCAUGAGGACAGCUUCCAAUCGAGCAAUAUAAAAACGCAUCUGCUGCAGUGAUCCUUCUGUCCUUUCACCCUGGCUUUGCAGUCGCCCUAGGAAUAAACAAGAGUGUGAAGCCUCUCUGCAGUGUCUCAGAGUCACAAGCCCCAAGGGAUCCCAAUCAUACGAUCUCUCAGAGUUGUUUGAAAAAAAAAAAUUGCAUGAAGAGCCAAAUGCUUACACUCUGGCCAAGUUAGGAGCCUAUGAGGAGGAGAGGCUAGGGGAGGGCCGUUCACUCCAUGCAUGCUGCAGAAUUAGCUCUCUCCCUCUGGGUCUGCUCUGCUGCAAAGCUCAGCAGCACGGAGGGAGCGAGAUCCAGGAAUCUGCAACAGAAACCAUGACAGCCUGAAACACCCUGUGGUGCCAACCUCCAAAUUCUCAUCUGUCACUUCAGACCCUGACUGGCUGACAGAGCAGCAGAAUUUCAACUCCAAUAAACGUGAAUGUGCUUCUAGGCAAAGCAGCCAAGCUGACGAGGGAGGGGGGUGGAAGAGCUAGCUCCUCUUGGGCAUUUGUCAAACUUUUACCUCCUGGCUGUGUGCAAGGAGGGGACUCAACUUCGGCUUCAAGCUACCAAGGCUCUGGAUCCAGCCACCUCUCCGCAGGUGUUUGCCCUGACCAGGCCAACAGGAGACACUCCCACCAUGUGCUAAGUCCUGGAGGGACUACUCGGAGUGCUUUCAUUCCCGGUUCACACAAGAGCCAAGACCUCCUCAAAGCACACCAGUAUUCCCCAGAGGCGCCUGGGACCAUGAGAAUCAGGCUACUUGGAACUGUGUCUAGAUCUAGCCAGCAUGAAGGCUGUGCUUCUCCUCCUGUGCGCCUUGGGAACCGCUGUGGCAAUCCCGACAAGUACAAGGUUUCUCUCUGACCACUCCAACCCAACUACUGCAACACUGGUGACACCGGAAGACGCUACAGUCCCCAUUGCCGGGGUUGAAGCUACAGCAGACAUAGAAAACCAUCCCAGUGACAAGGCUGAAAAACCUUCAGCACUUAAUUCAGAAGAGGAAACUCAUGAACAGUCAACAGAGCAGGACAAAACCUACAGCUUCGAGGUGGACCUGAAGGAUGAGGAGGAUGGAGAUGGGGAUUUAAGUGUAGAUCCAACGGAAGGAACACUAACACUGGAUCUACAAGAAGGUACAAGUGAGCCUCAACAGAAAAGUCUCCCGGAGAACGGCGAUUUCCCCGCGACCGUGUCCACUUCCUAUGUGGAUCCUAACCAACGCGCAAACAUCACAAAGGGAAAGGAGAGUCAGGAGCAACCUGUAAGUGACUCACACCAGCAACCGAAUGAAAGCAGCAAGCAAACCCAAGACUUAAAGGCUGAAGAAAGCCAGACACAAGAUCCAGACAUUCCCAAUGAAGAAGAGGAAGAAGAAGAGGACGAAGAAGAGGAAGAAGAGGAAGAGCCGGAAGACAUUGGUGCCCCCAGUGAUAACCAAGAGGAGGGAAAAGAACCUCUGGAGGAGCAGCCUACCAGCAAGUGGGAAGGAAACAGAGAGCAAUCUGAUGACACCUUAGAAGAGUCCAGUCAGCCCACUCAGAUAAGCAAGACAGAGAAGCAUCAAUCUGAGCAAGGAAACCAAGGGCAGGAGAGUGACUCUGAGGCAGAAGGAGAGGACAAGGCUGCAGGCAGCAAGGAACACAUUCCACAUACAGAGCAGCAGGACCAAGAAGGGAAAGCUGGCCUUGAAGCUAUUGGCAACCAGAAGGACACUGAUGAGAAGGCCGUUUCCACAGAACCUACCGAUGCUGCCGUGGUGCCUAGGAGUCACGGAGGAGCUGGUGAUAACGGGGGCGGGGAUGACUCUAAGCAUGGUGCAGGCGAUGACUACUUCAUCCCCAGCCAGGAAUUCCUAGAGGCCGAAAGGAUGCAUUCCCUCUCCUAUUACCUCAAAUAUGGCGGCGGCGAGGAGACAACGACUGGCGAGAGUGAGAACCGGAGGGAGGCUGCAGACAACCAAGAGGCCAAGAAAGCUGAGAGCUCACCAAAUGCUGAACCUUCAGAUGAGGGCAACUCAAGGGAGCACAGUGCUGGUUCUUGCACGAACUUCCAAUGUAAAAGGGGACACAUUUGCAAAACCGAUCCACAAGGGAAACCUCACUGUGUUUGCCAAGAUCCAGAGACUUGUCCCCCUGCAAAAAUCCUAGAUCAGGCUUGUGGCACUGACAACCAAACCUACGCCAGCUCCUGUCACCUGUUUGCUACCAAGUGCAGGCUGGAGGGGACCAAAAAGGGACACCAACUGCAGCUGGAUUACUUCGGAGCUUGCAAAUCUAUUCCUGCUUGUACGGACUUUGAAGUGGCUCAGUUUCCCCUGCGGAUGAGAGACUGGCUCAAAAACAUCCUCAUGCAGCUUUAUGAACCAAAUCCCAAACAUGGCGGCUAUCUCAAUGAAAAGCAAAGAAGCAAAGUCAAAAAAAUUUACCUGGAUGAGAAGAGACUCUUGGCUGGAGACCAUCCCAUUGAACUUCUCUUGAGGGACUUUAAGAAAAACUACCACAUGUAUGUGUAUCCUGUGCACUGGCAGUUUAAUGAACUGGACCAGCAUCCUGCAGACAGGAUCUUGACACACUCUGAACUUGCUCCUCUGCGAGCUUCCCUGGUGCCCAUGGAACACUGCAUAACUCGCUUCUUUGAGGAGUGUGACCCCAACAAGGAUAAGCACAUCACCUUGAAGGAAUGGGGCCACUGCUUUGGAAUUAAAGAGGAGGAUAUAGAUGAAAACCUCCUCUUUUGAAUUAAGAUUUGAGAGAAUCGGAACUUUCCAUCCACCUCACCUGCUUUAACCGCUUCAGAAAUACGAGCAGCCAUGACACUAUACAUUCAUAUGUAGCAAAACAUUUGUUUGCAUGUGAGAGAAGACAAUGGUAGUAAUUACUUCUUGGUGAUAUAUAUAUGAGCCAGGCACUUAAUAUUAACUUAGGAAAUGAAACUUUAAAAUUAAGUAGAGUCAAUGUCUAUAAAAGACUGUCCUGUCUGGGGACAGUUAGCCACCAUGGCAAUGUCACUCUGUGCAUCUGCGUUUAUAAUUGAUAAUUAUAAACUAUUAAAAAAACAAUGUUCAUAUUGUCCAUAAUACCUUAUGCAUGCUGAGGAAGUGAGAUACUGCUCUUUUGAGAUAAAUAUGCCUCCUUUUCAGUGUCUUGAUGUCCUAAUAAAAAAUCUAUAAAACCUCAAA